UUUUUUAACAAAAAAAUAUAUGCUGCAAAGCAGCGUCACCUCUAACUUCUUUCCCAUUAUUUUCAGUUUUCUAUUUUCAAUUUUUCACCAGGCUUUCACCAAAUUCACACUCUAUCAAAAGUUUCAAUCACUUCUUCCCACUUCCAUCCUUGCAAUACUAUUUCUUCUGCCAAAACACACUUUAAUCCAAACUCAGUUUUAUCAAUUGGUCUCAAUAAUUUAUAAAUUUAGUUUAUAAAUUGAGAAAAAAAAAAAUCAGAAGAGAGGGGAGUUAGUUAGAGGCAAAAGAGAGGCAGAAACAAAGAAUACAACCAGAUUUUUAUAAUCCAGCAACAAAUGCUUCAAUUUAUUAUUUUUUUUUGAAAAAAUGGUGAAGGACAACAACAACCACAAAACCCAAGGUGAAGAGGUUGAAGGCUUUGGAGUAAAUAAGGGAACAUGAAUAUCUAAAUACCCAGAAUUAAUUUAUACUCAAAGUUGAUAAUUUCUUAGAGAAGUUUAUAGAAAAGAAAAAAAAAGGGAUGAAUUUAGAUGACAGAAGAAUUGGAGAGACAAAUUGGAAGUUGUUUGUGAUUGGAAAAAAAAAAAGAGAUAGUGGGUUGAUCCGACCCGGAUAUAAAACGGGUCCAAAAUUAAUGACCAAAAGUAGUGAUAUGGUGUGAUCAGGUUUAUAAAUGUAAAAACUAUUACAAUCAAUCCUAGCCAUCAAAUUGUGGGCACCACAUCCCUAAGUUGCAUUGAUUUGUAGGUGAUGCAUAUUAGAAGCCACCACAAUUAUUAAGUUUGACAAAAAAGUGAAACAUUAUCUUACAGAGUUUUGUGAAUCAUCACUCGUGUCACAAUCUUAACCGCUAGAAAUCAUUGUCACAUAGUUGUUAUGAUGUGAAAUCACACAUUCAUUUGUUCACAUGUUCAUAAUGUCUUUACACUCUUCACCAAGACACGUAUUUUCUCAUUUAUGUAUUUCUAAACAAUGUGUACUAUGAUACUACUCUCUACUUUAUUAUCUUCACAUUAAAUUUCAUUUCAGUGUUUUCAACCCAUUUUUUGUUAUUGUAAUUGUCAUAUUUCUACCUUCUAAUCAUGGAUGGGUUCCACAAAGUUUUUAUCUUUUUGCUUCUCAAAUUUGGUAUUUUUAUGAGUCAUGUUCUUCAUCAAAAACUGCAUUGUACUAUUGUAGAUUUGUAGCAUACCCUUCAAGAGAGUUUGAGUAAUUUCUUUUUCUUUUUUUUCCAUGGAGAGAAAUUCUGUUGAUUAUAGUCCUUUGCUUUCUAAGCAAGGUGAUGACAAUGGUGGUUAUGUUGGAAAAUUUUCACCUUUUGUUGUUUCAGCUACCAAAUGGAUUCUUAGGACUUUGAUUUCUUUGAUUUUCAUUUUAUGGGCUGCUUUCUAUUUUCUGUUACCAUCUGUACCUGUGCAUGAUUUGUUCUUAAAAUGGCGUAAUUUCAGCGGUGGAAGUUAUUUUGGAGCCACAGGAAGCAUUUUAUUGAUUCUCGAUGCUCCUGUUCUUAUAAUUGCAUUCCUUGCCAUUGCAUACCUGAUUAUUUCCGGGGAGGAUCAGAUUCCUGAGAAGAAGAGUUCCAAGUAUCCAAGAUUUCGCCUAUGGACUUUUCCUCUGCUUAUCAAUGGACCAUUUGGAGUUGUUUCUGCUACAGAGUUCAUUGGAAUAAUCAUUUUUUUAGCAUAUGUUAUUUGGGCUUUCUCUGCUUAUGCUGUGCAGGCUCUUGCAACUAUAUCUGAUCAGUUAUCUUUUAGAGCCAAGAGCUUGCACAUGUUAGAUUUUAUGGGACUUCGUUUGGGUAUGAUGGGAAAAAUGUGCUUGGCGUUUUUAUUUAUCCCGAUUUCAAGGGGAUCUGUUCUUCUCCGCUUUAUAGAUAUCCCUUUUGAACAUGCUACAAAAUAUCAUGUAUGGCUAGGACACCUCACAAUAGUGCUUUUUACACUCCAUGGACUCUUCUUUGCUAUUGAGUGGCUAAUGGAAGGUCGCCUAAUUCAAGAAUUAUUAGAAUGGAAAGAUAUUGGUGUUGCCAAUCUAGCAGGAGUUAUCAGCCUUGUAGCUGGUUUGUCUAUGUGGGUGACCUCGCUUCCUGGAGUGCGAAAGUGGAAUUUCGAGUUGUUUUUCUACACUCACCAAUUAUAUGUAGUCUUUAUCGUGUUUAUGGCUUUGCAUAUUGGAGACUUCAGUUUUUCUAUGGCUGCUGGACCGAUAUAUCUUUUUAUUCUUGAUCGGUUUCUGAGGUUCUGCCAAUCAAGAAGGACAGUUAAUGUAGUCUCGUCGAGGUGCCUUCCUUGUGGCACUGUGGAAGUGGUUCUGUCGAAACCUCAAAAUUUGAGAUACAAUGCUCUAAGCUUCAUUUUCCUUCAAGUUCGGGAAUUAUCGUGGCUCCAGUGGCAUCCAUUCAGUGUUUCUUCCAGUCCUUUGGAUGGAAAGAAUCACAUUGCUGUUCUCAUAAAGGUUCUUGGAAAAUGGACAGGGAAAUUAAGAGAAACAAUCACUGAUGUUGAUGCAUCGGAAGAUUUAUCUGUUAAGCCUAAUACUGUGGUAACAGCUUCAGUUGAGGGGCCAUAUGGACAUGAAGUACCAUACCAUUUGAUGUACGAAAAUCUUAUAUUAGUGGCUGGUGGUAUUGGACUUUCACCUUUCCUUGCUAUAUUAAGCGAUAUUCUCCACCGUGUGAGGGAUGGGAAACCUUGCCGACCAAGAAAUGUUUUAAUUGUUUGGGCAGUCAAAAAAUCAGAUGAGCUUCCACUUCUUUCGACCGUUGACAUGGAAACAAUCUGUCCACGCUUUUCAGAUAAAGUGAAUAUCAAUAUACAUAUUUUCGUCACUCGAGAAUCAGAUCCUCCAUUGGAAGAGGGAUACAGUUUCAAACCAAUAAAAUCUUCACUUUGUCCCUUUUCCAUGCCUAGUGAUUAUGGAAUGUCUGGUUUGGUCGGAACAGGAAACAAUUUUUGGUUUGGACUAUAUGUCAUUUCAUCUACCUUAGGUUUUGUGAUCUUACUUUCUUUGUUGAAUAUUUACUUUAUAAAUCCAUCUGGUUUGGAAAAAGAGUGGUACAAAGGGCUACUAUUUGUAGUUUGCAUGCUUGCAAGCGUUGUUAUUUUUGGCGGUAUAGUGGUUGGAUUUUGGCAUAUGUGGGAAAAGCAAAGUUCUUUAAAGGAUAAGUCCGAUAACAUCAAGGUUGAUCAAGUCGAGCAAAAUGGCUCGGUAGAUCAAAAGGAUCCAAGUCAAGACAAUGUUACAAAGUUAACCGCUGUUCGUUAUGGUUCUAGGCCAGACUUUAAAGAGAUUUUUGAAUCUAUGUCGGAGAAAUGGGGACAUGUUAAUGUUGGUGUUAUAGUUUGUGGUCCUCGAACUCUUCAAUCAAGUGUUGCACAAGAAAUCAGGUCUCAUAGUUUGAAAAGAGAACCCUAUCAUCCCAUCUUCCAUUUCCACAGUCAUAGCUUUGAUCUCUAGUGUCCUCCCUAUGAUGGAAAGAUGGAAAACAUGCCUUCACAAAUGGAAGAGUAUGCAUAAGUAUUGUAUAUAUAGUAGCAGGUUCUUCUACGAAGAUUAGUCAUCGGUUAAAUUAGUAAAUGCUCCGCACUUAUAAUAUGGUAGCAAAAAAUAUAUAUAGCAGCUAUUCAAUUAUGUAAUCCAUUGUAAGAUAAGGUAUGUUAAUCUUUAAAAGGACUAUAUAAGGCACUAUAAGUGGGAUAAUAUUGAUUCCUCCUUAUGUGAAUAUAUCAUCACAAGAUUAUA
Molecule: messenger RNA, 3742 nt
Organism: Trifolium pratense (red clover)
Lineage: Eukaryota; Viridiplantae; Streptophyta; Magnoliopsida; Fabales; Fabaceae
Product: ferric reduction oxidase 7, chloroplastic-like
Exons: 9
Coding region: 1235-3457 (740 amino acids)
Cellular component (GO): plasma membrane
Molecular function (GO): oxidoreductase activity
Source: RefSeq, a predicted model, not a curated record